Messenger RNA from Cygnus olor (mute swan), 1403 nucleotides. RefSeq names its product solute carrier family 35 member B1 (gene SLC35B1). Lineage: Eukaryota; Metazoa; Chordata; Aves; Anseriformes; Anatidae. Gene Ontology annotation, cellular component: endoplasmic reticulum membrane; Golgi membrane. The record is from RefSeq and is a predicted model, not a curated record. Gene Ontology annotation, molecular function: UDP-glucose transmembrane transporter activity; UDP-galactose transmembrane transporter activity. The coding region runs from base 14 to 1087 and encodes 357 amino acids. Gene Ontology annotation, biological process: UDP-galactose transmembrane transport. The transcript has 9 exons.
GCAGGCCGGGCCUAUGAGGGCGCCCGCUCCGCCGCCGCCGCCGGGCGCGCUGCGGGAUGUGGCGCUGGAGCUGGGCCCGGCGCUGAGCGGCCCCCCCGGCACCGGCACCGCCAUGGGAGCGCCCGCGGGCGGCCCCGCGCUGCCCGAGCGCCUCCGGCUGCCCGUCUGCUUCCUGGGGGUCUUCGCCUGCUACUUCUACUACGGCAUCCUGCAGGAGAGCAUCACCCGGGGCAGGUACGGCGAGGGCGCCCAGCAGGAGAGGUUCACGUACGCCCUGAGCCUGGUGUUCAUCCAGUGCGUGAUCAACGCCGCCUUCGCCAAGCUCCUGAUCCGUUUUUUCGACUCCGUCAAAGUGGACCGGACGCAGAGCUGGCUCUACGCCGCUUGCUCGCUCUCCUAUCUGGGCGCGAUGGUUUCCAGCAACUCGGCUCUGCAGUUUGUCAACUACCCGACUCAGGUCCUGGGCAAAUCCUGUAAGCCCAUUCCAGUCAUGCUUUUAGGAGUGACUUUGCUGCGGAAGAAGUAUCCUCUGGCCAAGUACCUCUGCGUCCUCCUGAUAGUCACAGGCGUGGCCCUGUUUAUGUAUAAACCCAAAAAGGGGGCUGGAGGCGAUGACCACAUCUUUGGCUACGGAGAGCUCCUGCUGCUGCUGUCGCUGACCUUGGACGGGCUGACGGGGGUGUCGCAGGACCACAUGAGAGCUCACUACCAAACGGGUUCCAAUCACAUGAUGCUGAACGUGAACCUGUGGUCCACCCUGUUCCUGGGAGCUGGGAUACUGUUCACCGGAGAGCUCUGGGAGUUCUUGAGUUUUACCGAGCGCUACCCCAGCAUCAUUUACAAUAUCCUGCUGUUUGGCCUGACAAGUGCACUGGGUCAGAGUUUUAUUUUCAUGACUGUGGUGUACUUUGGACCCCUCACUUGUUCCAUCAUCACCACAACGCGCAAGUUCUUCACCAUUUUAGCAUCUGUCAUUCUCUUUGCCAAUCCCAUCAGUACAAUGCAAUGGGUGGGGACGGUCCUGGUGUUCUUGGGCCUUGGACUUGAUGCCAAAUUUGGAAAGGGAGUAAAGAAGACGUCACAUUGAGGAGAUGCUUGAUCUCUGCAGUUGGAAUGAACUUUUAAUUUAUUGUCUUGUACCUCAAAGUCUGUUAUGAAACUGGACUCAGGAUAGGUAAUUAGAAGGGGAAUGUUUGGAUUUUUGGAUUUUUUUUGUUUGUUCGUUUUAGUUUUUUAAUUUUGAAUUGUCUUUAAGUGUAAUACUUCAGUUUUAACUGUAAUCAAACAUUAUUUUUUUUUUUUCUGUAAUCAAAGCUGCAUUACUAGAUCCUAGCAGCAGGAUGAAAUUCUUGCCUUAACAGGAAAAAAAAAUUCAUAUCUUUAUUAAAGAAAAGGAGACAAUG